UUGAAGUACCCGACCGUAGCGACAGCAUCUCUCAUAAUUUGUCAACCGUAAAGGACUGCGUCUCUUAAAGGAAUCACGUUGCAAUGACGAGUGAAAGGAUGGGCGCACAAGCUAGGCUUCGAGCUGUCGCAAUUGGGCAAGUUUGUAACGAAGGUGGAGAAGUUCGAGGAGAGCUAUAAAACGGCAGAUGUCACGCCACGUGAUGGAAAUGCUCUUGUCCACGAAAUCGCCAAGGAUAUCAAGACUAUGAUGGAAUCCAAAAUCUCAGCUAUCAGAAGGAUAAUGGAUGUAGCCGAAACGUCAGCGUUAUCAUCCGCUGAUGUAGAUCCGCCGGAAAGCUAUGAGUUCGUCGAUGCUAAAAACAUCACGAAAAACAUAGACGUUGAAUAUAGUCAUCACUUUGGUGGCAAUGUGAAUCUCAACAUGUCGGCAGUACAUGUACCCACGAACGUGUACAAACGUGCAUCGGAAGUCAUCCGAGCGAUUAAGUGGUCUGAAGCGCUCGACCGCACUUUCAUUAACAAUUAUGAGCAGGAUCCAUCAUUAUCCUGGCAAUACUUCGGUAGCGCGACUGGUUUCAUGCGUCAAUAUCCUGCUAUGAAUUGGGUCAUGGAAUCAGUGGAUCUGUUUGACUGUAGAACGAGGAGUUGGUACAUUGAAGCGGCCACUAGCCCGAAAGAUAUUCUUAUCCUGAUGGACACAUCCGGUAGUAUGACUGGUAUACGGCGGGAAAUUGCCAAGCAUGUGAUAAAUAAUAUUCUCGAUACUCUUGGUAACAAUGACUUUGUCAACAUCAUUACAUUCUCCAAUGAGACUAAAGGGGUAGUGCCAUGCUUCAGUGAUACCCUGGUCCAGGCGAAUCUGGCGAACAUACGCGAGCUAAAGCGAGCCAUUUCAAAUCUUGAUACAGAAAGGAUCGCCAAUUUCUCUCUGGCUCUAACAACUGCUUUUGAAUUGCUGGAAACAUUCCGGAAUGAACGGGAAGGUGCUAGAUGCAAUCAGGCAAUCAUGCUGAUCACCGAUGGUGUACCAUACAACUAUAAGGAGAUUUUUGAGGCAUACAAUUGGAAGGAUAAUCCAGACGAGCCGUUGAAGGCCGAUAUGCCCGUCAGAAUAUUUACCUAUCUAAUUGGCCGAGAAGUUGCAGAUGUACGGGAGGUACAAUGGAUGGCUUGUGCUAAUAGAGGAUACUACGUACAUCUGUGUACUCUGGCGGAAGUGAGAGAAGAGGUGUUGAAAUAUGUGCCGGUGAUGGCGAGGCCCUUAGUACUGGGUCGCACGGUUCAUCCAACUAUCUGGACGCCCGUCUAUGCUGAUGUGACAGAUCCGAAAAUAACUGAUUGGUUGUGGGAACGACGCGAAUGUAACGAGCAGAGGCAGCGCUUCCUGCUCUACAAUAGGAAUAAGAAGUACUUUAACAUGGAGGAACAGGAUCGGCGGUUUGUGAGGAAGCAGAAACGACGGCAUGAUCAGAUCAGUGAUUUGCAGGAAUACGAUCUAAUGACCUCGGUCAGCAUGCCAGUGUUUGAUCGACGUGAGAACGCGAACAUCACAAGGCAGGUGCUGGUGAACGAAGCAUACUGGGUGACAGAAACAAGAGAGACAAUGAUCGCCACUCUUCUCGGUGUUGCUGGCACGGACGUACCAAUCGAAGAAAUCCGGAAAUUGAUGAUUCCACACUUGCUUGGCGUCAACGGUUACGCUUUCAUCGUGACUAACAAUGGUUUCAUCCUAAUUCAUCCCGAUCUUCGACCAGUGUUUCAGGGUAUUUUAAAGCCAGCAUAUAAUAGCGUCGAUAUGGCAGAAGUUGAGUUAAUGGAUCACCAUAAGGGCCCCAGAGAAUUCGACGAAGGAAUCAUUAUGCUUCGCAACAAUGUGGUGAAUCAAAAGAAUGGUAGCGCAACACUUUACACAAAAUAUCACUAUGAUAACAUGAAACGAGUCGGCAGAGUAAAGAGAAAAUACGAUUAUACGGGAAUAAUGGACACUCCAUUCACAGUAGUAGUCAGUUUGCCUGAGCAUGAUCAUACUGGAAAUUACCGUGUACACGCUACCGAGGAAAUACAUCGAUCUCAUGCUAAAGGGAAAAACGUGACAGAUUACUUCGCGGGUAGUAACUGGCGGGUGCAUCCCAAUUGGAUGUAUUGCAAGUAUCACUACGAGGGUGAACAUAGAUUCAACACCUCGGAGAUGCAGCUCCUACAUUUUCUGGAGCGUACCCGCCUACCAGGCUGGAAGUGGAUCGACAUGAAGCAACGAUCCCAACCGCCGGAAUACUCCGCUGCGAGUCCCAGUCACAGCUCUCAUCCUAAUCCCUAUAAGGCUGACAGAAAUUCAUACUAUUGCGACAGGAAUCUAUUGCUCAGUUUGGUAUAUGAUGCUAAGGUAACCGAAUGGUUUGCCCAGCAAAACCCACCGAAUCCCAGCACCAAGGAAUCAGGACCUUUAGCUAGGCUGAUGAAUCAGAUGCCCAGGAAACUGUUCAAACAACGUUUUGGGGUGGUACUGGCGUUUAUGGCCACACAUAGUGGAUUGACCAGAUGGCAAGAUUUUUCUCCAGAAGAGGAUAUGUCGCUACCGGAGGAUCAUUUCAGUAACCUGUAUCCUCAUGCCAUUGACGAAGUGUGGUACAAACGAGCGGUUGAGCAGUAUUACGUAAAUCCGGACAGUUUCGUUUUUUCCGUACCAAUCGAUGACGAGGGUGCCGACAACACCACUCUAGUCACUGCUAGUCGUGCUGUAUUUAUCGGAAACGAUGUAAAGGCGCCGGCCUUGGUGGUCGGCUUUCAGUUCCAGCAUACUGCCUUGCAAACGCUUUUCCAGAAUAUAACAUUUAACUGUGAUGGUAAUUGCCAUAAUAAGCAAACAUGUAGCGACGACAGCUUGGCAUGUUAUCUCAUUGACAAUAACGGUUACAUAAUCGCCGCCGAGGAUGAGACGGAUGCCGGUAAAUUUUUCGGCGAAGUUAGAGGUCCGAUAAUGAGCAGAUUAGUCAACGAUGGUGUUUUUGAGAAAAUAAGGAUCUUCGAUUAUCAGGCGGUGUGUUUCAAGAGUUCGCAAACCAACAAUGCCGGCAACAUUCUUCUCACCCCAUGGAAGCAUUUUCAAAAAGCAGUUAUGUGGAUGAUCGGUCAUGCCGCUUGGGCUUGGGCGAAAAUGGGCAUAAUAGAGUCCGAUGACACGGAAGCAUAUGGUAUGAUAAGCGAUGAUGAAUCAGCCAUUCAUGACGAUUAUCACGAGACUGAGGAUAAACUUCCACCGAUUGAUCUAAAAGACGGGAGAUCAAAUUUUGAUUCAAAUAUUAUAAUCAACCGUACACACCCAGAAGUGUGCGAUCAAGAGGUAUACUUGUACCUUCUAAACGCCUCGUUUGAGUCAUACGAUAAGGACAUAGAUGAUUGCGAACGACGAUACAUGGUUCAACCGGUAGCUCACAGCAAUCUGCUACUGGUGGUGGUAAAUACCGACUGUGGUGAUACGAAGUCGCCGAUAUUGAGCGUCAAGCCCGAGGAAGUGAUUUAUGAAAAUAACACGUUGGUCUGCCAAAAAGCGCUCCUCAGUUUAAAGCGGAAGCGACCACAAUCCUGUAUACGUUCGCAUACUCGCGAGAGUGAGAUCAAGGACCAAUGCGGUUUGGCAACAAACGCAAGAUCAAAUUUAUUCCUCUUGAUAUUGUUGCUAAUGUGCACGCUGGUUGGAAGGAAUACUUUCCUUCUCGACUAAGAUCGAGCUAAUUUCGUAGCCAACAAUUGGUGUCAAACUAUACAACAAUGUUCACGGUAUGCCGUGAAUCGAGUGGACUUUCACUUGAUGGAGCGUAUGUAUGUAUUUGUAUAUCCAGUUGUCUUGUUCGAUGAUUAGGAUUGCUGCGUAUUUGAAUGAUUCUCCAUCUGUUUAUGAAUUGAUUUUUUUCAAUCCAAUUUGAAAACUAGGAAAAACCUAAAAAAUAUAUAUAGAUAAUUUAAUACACAGAAAAAAUAAUAAAGAGAGAAUUAACUUUUCCAUUCUUUUCAAAAAUUCUUAUAUUGAAAUUUUUAAUUCUCUCUGUAUAUCAAUCCUGAUCAUGAGUGCUCUGAAAUAUUCUGUAUACUCUCUACCUCUCGUUACUACGAUUUCGUUAUUGUAAAUCUGGACACAGUCGAGUUAUUUUAGACGAAUUUAAUAUGCUAUCCGAUCCUGCCCGGUACAUCCAGUUUCUACGCGAUCAAUCAAAUGUGGCGAACGCAAUCGAUAUCAAAAUGUAUGCUAAGAUAUAAAAUUGUCCUCCAUCAUCAUCAAUCGUCACAAAUCAGAUUAGAUGAUCAGAAUUAAAACGUUUAGCGUAGGAUCGUUCGUUAACACAUUUUCGAUCACGAAAUAGAGAAACAAGUACGAUUCAAUAAAUGAUUUUUUUGGAUGCGUUUUGUUAUGCCAUCUAAAAAAUUGACAAGAGUUUAUCCUUUAAAGAUAACAUUGGAUAAAUUACUGGCAAUUCUUCUUAAUCUCUGUCUUUUUUCAAUACUUUGUACUCGAAGACAAGCAAUUGAAUCCUUCAGCAGGCAAAACAAGAAAUAGAAAACAUAUACUAAGCGUCAUGAGAAUGUCUCAUACAAUACACAAAGUCACAUACAUUUGCGACAUAUUUUCAUAUUGUUUAAGCAAUAAUUAUGAUGCGAUAAAAAUAUCAGGAUAUAAAAACAUAUGUCUGAAAUAUGCGUAAUUAUCCAGAGACACUUCUAGCACCAAGUAUAUGAUGUUAAAAUAGUCGAGAUUCUUUUUUCCAAUGAUUUUCCAAAUACAUCCGAUAUUGUUAAAAGUAUUUGCCUUUUAUGACAGAAAACAAAUUUUCUUUUGCUGAAUAUCAGGAUGCAUUUCAGAGAUCAUUAAAACAAAGCGUUUCAAUGGGAUUGAAUGGUUAAGAAAAUUACAAGUAUUCUAGAAUCGAUUUAAUCAGGUUAAAUGCAAAACUCGUUGAGACAUAGAUUUUUCUAGUUGUCGAAGCUGAGUCGCGUACUUGCACGGUGCACGUUCACAAAAAUGUAAUUAAUACAUUCGCAUACGCGCCUUGUACAUUAUAAAUCGACGGCGAUGCGGGGAGAUGCGCGUCGCUCGACAUCUACAGAAGAUUACGAAACGUUAAUUUUGUAUAUUAUUGUAUUAUAUACUGAGAUGUAAGUAUGUGUUUGUAAAGAAGUAGGUGCCUUUGGACACGUGGUUAAACAAAGAGAAAAAGAAAAAAAGCGGAUUAUGAGAUCUUGUUGUAUGUUUAUCGAAUAAAUCACCGAACGUUCUAUAUAUUAUCGCUGAACUCCGGUUCUCGGAGGGUGGCCUCGUCGUGGGAACGAGUUCCAUUCAGGGAACGGGGGAAUGUUGUUUGUAUUACAUAGAGUUUAUUACAAUUUGCUAUGUACAACGGCUUGCCUAUAUAAAACGAAAACGUUUUCGUAUCAAAAUGACAACUUUUCGAGAGAAAACUAGAUUUUAUAUAUACUUAAACCUUAUUAUAUCUUCCCAAUGUCUUGUUAUUUCCAAGGAGUCUUUGCACACACGUGUCUUGUUCUGUUUUCCAGCUUCUUUCCUAGCUCUACAUAUGAAUUGCUGGAGAUUGUUAAGGAAUCAGUAUUACAAUCUGUAACAAUCUCGAUCGCAGUUCUAAUCUGUCUCCAGUUCUAAUCUUUCUGUCCUCCAGUCAUACAUUUAAUAUAGCGAUAUUAAUAUGAAAUGAUGUGUCAAUAAUUUUCUAAUUUUAUGUUUAAUCUUUCAUGCAACUGUUAGAUGGUCGAAAAUGGAAGGCAUUCCACGAUACUCUAUUAAACGAAAUGCAAGAUUUGAAUUUACCGCGUUUAUUUAAUUAACACGUCGUCACGUUAAAACCAUUGCAUGUACAUGUCUGUAACUGUACCGUAAGAAAUUGCGCAAUACGAUUGGUUAAUUCAGUCGUUUCUACGGCUAAUUUGAGCAAUAUAAUUGGUCGAAAUCUUACGGUUACGAUUACGGAAAUGUACGUGCAAUGGUCUUUACUUGUAUUUUAUUGGAUCCGUCUAGAAACAAAUCUACAUAUAGUAAGUUCUGCGCGAUUACGAAAUUUUCGUAGAGUGAACUUGUUAUAUGCUACUAAGCUUGUUCUUUUUAGCUAUACUACUUGCACGAUUCACCUUUUCUUCUUUUCUCUUUCCCGGAGAAGAAAAAAGGAAAAGAUGAACUGAGCAAGAAGUACAAAAGGCAAAAAGAACAGAUAUCUAUGACCAGUUGGUCAUGGGCAUGUAGCUGAUUUAGUUCUAAUCCAGGUGUCGCUGGAACUGACUUGUAUCUUUUAAAGAGGGGAUUUUGCCUGUCUUGACUGGUCUGUUGAUCAUUUGAGUGCAAGCGAAUUAGAACGAUACAUGCGGUUCAAUAUAUUUAACAGUGUAAACCAUUGCCUAUCCAUAGUCUUUGUUUAAUUUUGUACCAAGUGUUUUAUCUAAUUUUAACCUGAGCAGAACUCGCAGAAAUGGCGAUGCAGCCUUUAAAAAACCGCGUUUGCUACUAUUAUGAUAGUAAGUAUAGCAAGAAAAUUGUAAAACUGGAGAAAUAUAUUUUGAAAGUAUCGAAA
Messenger RNA from Monomorium pharaonis (pharaoh ant), 6571 nucleotides. It is a transcript of the gene stj, whose product is annotated as voltage-dependent calcium channel subunit alpha-2/delta-3. Bases 247 to 3723 code for a protein of 1158 amino acids. The transcript has 20 exons. NCBI's taxonomy places the organism in Eukaryota, Metazoa, Arthropoda, Insecta, Hymenoptera, Formicidae. Gene Ontology annotation, molecular function: voltage-gated calcium channel activity. Gene Ontology annotation, cellular component: voltage-gated calcium channel complex. The record is from RefSeq and is a predicted model, not a curated record.